Molecule: messenger RNA, 465 nt
Organism: Paraglomus brasilianum
Lineage: Eukaryota; Fungi; Glomeromycota; Glomeromycetes; Paraglomerales; Paraglomeraceae
Source: the annotation of a GenBank genome assembly
AUGAAACUAAAUGAAGACGUCUGUAAAAAGCUCAGCGAACCAGCAUAUUGGAUUUCUAUUUCGAAACCAUCGCUGUUCGGUUACUUAAAUUACCUGGCGCAAACAAAAGAUUCCCUCCCGAAGGACAAGAUUCAAAGUCAAUAUGUUUCAGAACUUACUAUAAUCAAACGAAGUUAUAAGGAAAUGGACGAACAAUACAAUACAGUCGCAGAAGCUUUGGAAUAUUUUGUGAAUGAGAAAACAUCGGAGGAAGUGAAAGAUUUCUGGGAAGACAAAAAGUUGGACCAAAAACUCCAUACAUUAGAUAAAAAACGAAAAUUGGUCGAGGCUGAAGGUGUUGUGAAUUUUUUGCAAACUGGAAAUGAACGUUUAAACGAUACUUCGAAGAUGGUUCAUAAGUCUCAGUUGAAUUUUAUGGAACAAAAAGUAAAGGAUGCUAACAAGGUAAAAAGGUUUAAUGUCUGA